This is a messenger RNA of Anas platyrhynchos (mallard), 3122 nucleotides long. RefSeq names its product calcium-activated potassium channel subunit beta-2. Gene Ontology annotation, cellular component: membrane; voltage-gated potassium channel complex. Gene Ontology annotation, molecular function: potassium channel regulator activity; calcium-activated potassium channel activity. Gene Ontology annotation, biological process: potassium ion transport; detection of calcium ion. Lineage: Eukaryota; Metazoa; Chordata; Aves; Anseriformes; Anatidae. The record is from RefSeq and is a predicted model, not a curated record.
AGCUAUUUCCCCUCCCGGGGAGGUUUAAAAGCUCCGGAGGGAUGAGCGGGGUUAGAGCGAUCGCUGCGUUUCCAGCAGCCAUCCUAUUACGGCACUGAAUCACGGCAGGAAUGGCACGUCCAGCCUAAUAAACCCUCCCGAGAGCGUGCCUUACAAACACGGCGAAACAGCCUUAAGUGAGCUCGAGAUAACUAAUUUCAAGCAUGGCUGUCUAGUGUGCCUGUCAUUCCUAUUGUCCUCCCAAACUCUUUCAGACAUUUUGAGCAGGGAGCACUCGGCUAUGAGUUAGCAGGGGUUGUGACACUGAUGGUCCAAAAAGGCUGAAGCGCCGGGAGGGGACGAUGACAGCGCUUAACAACUGGUGGCACUUUGGAGGAUACCACUGGAUCCCGGUUUAUUAACAAUUAGGCUUCGCCUCGGAGGAAGAUGUGACAGCUAUCGGAGGUCCUUCCAUCGUCCCACUGCAGCAAGCAAAAACAACACUGGGCAACCCUCUAAAAUGUUUAUUUGGACCAGUGGCCGGAGCUCUACAUCUUACAGACAUGAUGAGAAAAGAAAUAUUUACCAAAAAAUCAGGGAUCACGAUCUACUGGACAAAAGGAAAACAGUCACAGCCCUAAAAGCUGGAGAAGACCGGGCCAUACUCCUCGGGCUGGCCAUGAUGGUGUGCUCUAUCAUGAUGUACUUUCUCCUGGGAAUCACCCUGCUGCGGUCUUACAUGCAAAGCGUCUGGACGGAAGAGGCUCAGUGCUCGCUUCUCAACGCAUCCAUCACAGAAAGCUUCAACUGCUCAUUUAGCUGCGGUCCAGACUGCUGGAAAAUCUCUCAGUACCCCUGCCUCCAGGUGUACGUCAAUCUCACUUCUUCCGGCCAGAAGCUUCUGCUCUACCACAACGAAGAAACAAUGAAAAUUAAUUCUGAGUGUUCGUAUAUACCCAAGUGUGGCAAGAAUUAUGAAGAAUCCCUGUCGCUGGUGAACGUUGUGAUGGAAAACUUCCGAAAGUACCAACGCUUCUCCUGCUUCUAUGACCCCGAAGGCUCUCAGAAGAAUGUAAUAUUGACCAAACUAUACAGCUCUAAUGUACUGUUUCACUCCCUCUUCUGGCCCACCUGCAUGAUGAUCGGUGGCGUUGCCAUCGUCGCGAUGGUAAAGCUGACUCAAUACCUUUCCCUCCUCUGCGAGAGAAUCCAAAGGAUCAACAGAUAAGAAUGAAAACUUCAGAGAUUCAAUUACCGCUAAAAUACUGUUUUCUCAUUCUUCACCAAAGAACCUUAAGUUUGUAAUGUGCAAGUCUGUUCUAAGUUCCUUACUAUAUUCUUAUAAGUAGAGCAAUAAUGCAAAAGCUGUUCUAUAUGCAAACAUGAUGUUAUUAUUAUGCAGACAACUGAAAAAAAUACUGUUUUGUGUUGACCGUCUAUAUGAUCUUGUUUUAUGCUGAGUCUAGUACUUCUUUCCUUUCUACAGCCAAAAUUGGGCUCAGUGUGACCAUUUGCCAAGCUCAGUCAAUUGACUUUUUCACUGUAAGGGAUUCUGGGGAAAUUCACUCUGGACAAAGGGCAGCGAAUGACUUGUGCAUCACUGAGGUCUCACCUCUGGCUCAGUCCUAUUCAAUGGAUUUGUGGUUUUGCUUGUUUAUUAUUGGCUGCAGGGGAAAAAAAAAAUAAUAUAGAAACACCAGAGGUUUUUCUAUUGUUAGGUGGCACAAAAUGGACAUAUCUUAGGGACAGGGACAAGCAUGCAGUAUUAACAGCCUCCCUCAGUUCAGAAGUAAAUUUUACCGUAUGGUGUUUAAGGUCUUUUGCAAAACACUUUGUGGUUUUAUUUUAUUUAGUGUUAUAAUUUUCCUCUGUCUUACCAACAGCAUCUUUGUUAUCUGCAGAAGCUGUAGCCAAAAAAAAACAACAACAAAAAAACACACACAAAAAAAAAACCCACACAACAAAAUCACCUUGUUCCAUUUUCUACUCCAGUCUGAGCCCUAUUGAUGGAGAUGGGACCAGAACACCUUAUGUAAAGAUUUAUUACUCAUUUGUCUUGUAUUUGCUACCAUAUCACUGUAAAGAAAAAAAAAAAAUAACACAAUCAGCUAUUUUUUCAUUUUUUACUUCCAACUAUUUUAGAUUUUUUUACUUGAUAUAUAUACAGAUAUAUAUAUAUAAAGAAAAGCUAUAUUAUAUCUAGUUGUGUAUUGGAACUUGAUUAUGGGGUGGUUUUUUCUGUUUUUACCAAUGAAAAAGUGAACAAUAUAACCUGUAUUCAUAACCUUCAGCCUUGGAUAAGAUCAUAACAUGGAGGAGUGGCACUGCAGGAUCUUAUCCAAUAUUCAUGAUGUUGUUGCAGUCAAAGGUCCCUAUUGCUGUGACAUCUGAAAUGACAAAAAUCUCAUCCAAUUCUAUGGCUCCAUUAAUUGAAUUGUUAGAUAAUAAUCACAGUGCUUCUGGAAAUCUCUCCUGACCUUAACGCAGAAUGCAGUGCUGGCUGAAGUGAAUUUUGAUUUCAAAUGCCCAGGUGAAAUGAUUUAUUGGAAAAACUCAAAUUCUGACUAAUAUGUUGUUCUGCCUGUCAGAUAUUUACUAUAGGGAUCCUGCCAGUCUAAUUUCAUGCACACUGUAGUCGCAAUUUCCGCAUAAUAUAUUUUUAUUCCCCUGUAGAAAACAUUCCUUCUUAUGUUGUGUUUAAAGACACCUCUCAUAGUUUCUCACUUUGUACUUAGCCUGAAGGACAAAUGCAAGGCAACUCCUGUGAGCAGGCUGUGAACUCACUACCCAAUGGUUCAAAGAAAUCAUUUACAGGCCUAUUCAAACCAAGAAACUAUCACUUUUUUUCCCUCAAAAAGACUGCAAAGAAAGUAUUUUGCCUCGUUCAUCUAUAUAUAAGUACCUUUCCAUAGCAUAGCAUUAACAAGAUGUUACAAAACUUUACAAGUCAUGCAAGUGUAACAUGAGCUGUAAAAAAAAAAAAAAAAAAAAAAAAGAGUUCUCAGCAGUGAAAAUGAAAUUGCAAUCUUGUAAUCAGUAGUAUAAUUUUCCUUAGGUAAAAUAAUUCCUGGAGGGUGUGGGUAUAAUCAGGGCUCCAAAAAUAUGUAAUAAAAAAAUUAAAUUAAAUCUUCCAGAUUUCAAUA